Molecule: messenger RNA, 1197 nt
Organism: Corticium candelabrum
Lineage: Eukaryota; Metazoa; Porifera; Homoscleromorpha; Homosclerophorida; Plakinidae
Exons: 4
Coding region: 68-1096 (342 amino acids)
Source: RefSeq, a predicted model, not a curated record
AUAUUUUCUCCUCUUGAAAAAUAUGUUGUUAUAGGGAUGUGCUUCUGCGAUUGCUACCCUCAAAGACAUGUUUACUAGCUGCGCUGCUCGUCUCUCUGUGAGCUUCAGCUCUGGGUUAUACGAAACAGCAUGUGGUCUAAAAAUAGUGGAGGAUGUCAUAGUUGAAGUACUGGCAGAUGCUGCUAACUUGCAGCAGAAACUUUUCCACGAGUUUCUCUUUCUUUUGGUUCAACAUGACACUAAAAAGGCUACUCUAACCCAGCGAUUGCAAGUGGGUACAGCAGCACUAAAACGCUGGCAGCAGCACCUCAGCUCAUCGGACAGUAUUCUAGAGCUCAGCAACGUGUAUCGGGGCUUACCAAUCUCAGACCGUGAUAACACGGUAAUAUUAGGAUGCUUGCGUCUCGCGGCGCUGGCAGUUCGCGUUGACAAAGAAGCGUUACUUCCACAUGACAAACAUUUACGGGCAACGGAGUGCAAUAUAAUGGAAGCAGUUACUCAUCUUCUUUCUAUACUAUCGCAAGAUUGGAUUGACCCAGUUAUUGCAAGUAUUGUCCUUGUUGAGGUGUGUCGCACACUGCAAUAUCUUAGUGGAAAAAAAGUGCAAGGAUUCUCUUCCUACAUUCUGAAAUUUUCCAUUUCAACUAAAUUGAGGCAGGUUUACACUGCUCACCAAAUAUUCAUCAACAGUUCCAAUGCUGAAAAAAUGUUUUCCAAGCUCUCCACGGCAAGUCAUGUAGCCAAAGAACUUGCUCAAAAAUCAAAGACUUCAAUUGCUGAAUUUUUAGUUUAUUGCAAACGAGUUGGUACUAAAUCUGCAAAUUCCAGGAAGAAAGCCAAAUCCAAUAGGAAACUUGUUCGACCACCUUACGUUUGUGAUUUCAUUUGUCUUCAGUUUCUCUGCCAAGUUUGUCCAGACGACGGAUUUGACUUUGAGGCUCUAAUAGAUCUUGAAAAUGAAAGUAAAUCUCAGAGGUGCUAUAGCCAUCACGGCCAAAGAUACCAAGAAGUUGUGAAGGAAUUCAAAAGGCUGGAGAAACCUAAAACUGAUAAUAGCACCACACCAUAUGAUGUGGAUUUCUAUAGCUUGAAUUGAUGGAUUAGGUGUUUGUUUACAGUUUGUUAGUUAGAUGGUUAUUUAAGGUACUGUGUGUUAAUCGUUUCUGCUAUCUCAUAUGGUUUAGACUAAAUGUUGAU